CAAUGAGAGACAAUUGUGGACCAUUUUCUUUAUUAUUAUUGGUGGAAUGAGUCAAAAGACAUCUCUCUCCCCUCAAUCACUCACUCGGCCAAAGAAACCAAAAAAGAGAGAGAAAAGCUCAGCAACUUACCUUCUCCAUAGCCAAGGAGUGAGCUCAAUCAAGAAGGAAGUCCAAGGAAGAAGAAAGAGUGGAGAAAGUGAAGAAAACCUUUAUUAAUUAAGGAAUUUUACGAAGGUAUUCUAGACUUCUCAAAGAAUCUAGGAGUGGCCAGAAAAGUUGCCGGAGCCGCCGGAGUUUUCGCCGGAAAAUUCCAAAAGGUCACCGAUGUUCAAAUGAGGAGGAUAAAAGCUCGCUAACGUCAUUUCAAAGUUGAAGCUAGAGCUUACUUCCUACACUCAUUGUUCGGGAGAUCGAUGGAGAGAAGACGUGGUUCGUGCUUCCUCUGGUUCUAUUUCUAAAUAAAUAAAUAAUGCUCGUGGAACUAUUUUUGACUUAGAAAUUAAUGGAGCCUGUGAGCUCUUGUUUUACCCUCGUGUGAGUUCUUAUUAAACACUUAUAUUCCGCUAUGUGUUUAGUUGUAUGUUGAUGUUAUUAUGUAUGUUUACUAAUCGGUUUUGGCAUAUGUAUCUAUCGGACGUCUUGUGCAAUUUGGUAAGGAUGAAUUGCGGUUAUUCUUAUUGGGUUGUACGACGGUUGUGUACGUGGCACAGACACGGUCUGGGGCGUGACAGCCAGAACCUAUUUACCCUAAAAAAAGCGGCCUCAUGUCUUCAGCCGACUCGGCCUAUGCCGCCGCAAGCGUCACCACCGCCGCCGGCAGUUCUUCUUCACAUUCUCCACCGGUGACCACCACCGUCGCUGCAACGUUGAACGCUGCUUUCUCCGCUGCGCACAGCUCCUCGACGAUUGGUUCUUCAGGCACGGCGUCUAUAUUCUCUACGCCAGUUAUAUUCCAAAUCUCCUCUCUGCUGCCGCCUCCCAACUUGUUUGCGACAGCGGAUGGAGCACCAUGGGUACCGCCCUCCUCAACUGGUCUCCUACCCGGCCUCAGCCUCGUCCGCAGAUUCCGUUUUACUCCGGUAUUGUCGGUUCUUCACCCACGGUGAAUUCCGGUUCAAGCUUCGCAGGCCCCACCUUCGCCGGUGCUCCGAGAAUCGCACCACUGCUGGCUUUAGCUUCUAUUGGACCGAUUGGACCACAGUAUAGUGCCACGACUACCCCAGUGUACCCGGGGGCAGCUUAUCCGAAGUGUUAUUACGGAGAAUAACUUAGAGAGAGGUCAGAGCAAGUAAGAAAGACAAGGAGUGUAUAUUCGAUAUAUCAGUUGUGACUCAUUACAAUGGAAAACGGCUACUAUUUAUAGCAACCAUAAAUGCAAGGUCUAAUCAACGAGUAGACACGUGUCAAUCAACCAGCGGUGGGGGGUCAACUCAACCACGGUGGCGCUGACAUAGCAUGUGGAUGCAUUCAAUGCGAUGGUUUGGGUGUGACGUUGUACUUGACCCGGUGAUUCAGCGCAUGUGGAAGAGGAGAUCUUGUCGAGAAGAGCGCCUUUGGUUGCACCUGCUGGGGCCGAAGGCUACAUACUGGGGGGGGGGGGGUCAAUAUGUCUCGAAGGCUGUAAUUACCGAAGGCUUAUUUUUAAAGCCUUGUUCUCAUGUGAUGUGUCUGGACUCAAUUCCAUGAAUGUAAAGCCUUCGGGCAUGGGGCCGAAGGCACACCCUGCCUAUUAUGGGCUGCCUGGAGUCUUGUUUGCUGGGCUUGGCCCACUUGGACUUGUUGGGCCUGAUUUGUUGUAACGGAAGUAUGUGGGCCGGGGGUUCCUGAGCCAUAUACUUCAUCACUCAUUUCUAUAUUAAUGUUGGGGUGUUUCUAAUUAUUUUUCUUUUUAUUUUAUUUCAUUAAAAUAAAUAAAAAAACUAUAUAAAAAUAUAUAAAAGAAAUCGUACUUUUCUAUUUUCUAAGCGUACUUGAGUAUAUGGAUACUCACACAUCAUCCUAGAGAAUCAAGUUUCUGUCUUGGGUUCUCUAAUAAAGGAGUUUAUCUUAUGCUCAAAAGCUCAAGAUGCUAAGACCUGCAACAUUUGCAUAUCUCACAUGCAUCAUACGGAUUUUUGCCCAAAGCUCCCAGAAGAAUACCAUGAACAAAUUGAUGAUGUUGGUUUCAAAAGGAAAAUACCUCACAUGAGGUAUGAUCCAUUCUCCAACAUGCCUAUGGAGGACAUGGUUCGGGCUCUUACUAACAACAUGACCACCAUGCAAAACAACAUGGUGCAAUUCCAAAAUGAGACCAAGUCUAGCAUUUUAAACUUGGAAACUCAAGUGAGUCAAAUGGUCAGAGCCGUGAGUAGGCUUGAAACAAGGGAUUCAGGAAAACUUCCCUUUCAAAUAGAACAUGAUUCUGAACAGGAAGCUUUUGCAAUCACAUUGAAAAAUGAGAAGGAAUUGGA
Messenger RNA from Cuscuta europaea, 2451 nucleotides. NCBI's taxonomy places the organism in Eukaryota, Viridiplantae, Streptophyta, Magnoliopsida, Solanales, Convolvulaceae. The record is from the annotation of a GenBank genome assembly.